AUGAACGCCGCGAACUUCGACCAGUACGGUCUACUUUCGCAUUCAGUGGCGAACGCCUCGCAUCAGCAUCACGCAGGAUCGCAUCAACACCAGCACCAUCAACAACCACAUCACCAACAUGCCGCUUUCAAUCCGGCGUUGGGCCACGCCGGCCAGGGCGACGACAUCUUCAUCGCUCGACAGACAAUGUUCGACGCGGUGAGCCGACUGUCUGCGCAGCUUCGCCAUGCUGCCGACUCGUGCGACGCGUUUGUCAAGGUGGUAGCACGCCAGAAUCCCAAUGUCGCAGCGCUCGUGCUGGCACAGCAGGGCAACGUAUCGAGCGCGGGCAGCGCAGCAGGUGUUCCCAACACGUUUGACUUCCUCAACAUUGCGAACGGCGCGCAUCAGGGCGUGGCUGCUACGCCCGGAGCCGAUACGGCGGCAGCGGCAGCCACAGCCGGCGCCAACGGCAAGGCAGCCAAGAAGAUGAGCAAGCUGCAAAAGCGCAAGGAGAAGCGUCUGCGCGAUCCGGAUGCACCCAAGCGCCCACCGAGCGCCUACCUUCUGUUCCAGAACGAGGUGCGUGAGGAGAUCCGCAAAAAACACCCUGGCAUGCCCUACUCGGAGGUGCUCGGCAAGGUCUCGGAGGCGUGGAAGGCGCUCACAGAUGAGCAGCGACGCGUAUAUCAGGACAAGACGACAGAGAACAUGGCGACAUGGAACCAGCAGAAGAAGGACCACGAGGCCACCAUGGCUCAACCCACGCCUCUCGAGCAGUGA
Messenger RNA from Pseudozyma hubeiensis SY62, 762 nucleotides. Its product is annotated as chromatin-associated protein. Lineage: Eukaryota; Fungi; Basidiomycota; Ustilaginomycetes; Ustilaginales; Ustilaginaceae. The coding region runs from base 1 to 762 and encodes 253 amino acids. The record is from RefSeq and is a predicted model, not a curated record. The transcript is spliced from 2 exons.